AUGUCUGUUGAUGGAGACUCCCCGGCCGAUCUAAGGUCCCCGGAGAACCCCCACUCCUGGCGCAUCCCUCGGCCAUUUGGAACCGGUGUUAAACGGAAGCCAAUUCAUUUUGUCCCGGCGUCCGGUGAAGAUCAGGAUGGUGAAGUGCUUCAUCAGACGGCUCGGGAGAGUCGACCAAAUCACGGAUCCUCUGUCGCAGAAUUUUAUCUCUCUCUCGUUUUACCAUCCGAACCCGGCUCAACAAAUGCAUCGUCUCCUUCCAGCAAGCCGACCCCUUCCAGUCAAUCUAAAGGUACAUCAACAUCAAAAGCGAAGCUUUUACAUGGGUCAAGUUCCGUUAUGGAAAUAUCGUCCGGAACGGCAAGAAGCAUGAUGCCAUCACGACGUGAUCAUGCCACAAACAAACCGCGCUCGAGCAAAGGAUCGAGUAUUCUUUCAGGGUCGUCUGACAGUCUAGACACACCCGAAGAGGCUGGGAUAUGUAACCCGGCUCGUUGCCUCUCGGAAGACGCCGUUGUAGGACCAGCCUCGGCCGUUGUGGAACACCCGAUCGAGACAUCGACGGUAGUAGUCGACGAGAUCUGCUCAACAUGCAAUUCUCGUGUAACGGAUUGGGAGUCUCAUGUUCGAACGACGGCCCACAUGUUCAGUUUAGAACAUUCCAAACCCCCCCAUCAUUUGAAUCGUCAAUCAGAAGGAUACAAACACAUGGUAAAGCUAGGUUGGAAUCCAGACGGUUGCGAAGGCCUCGGUGCGGAAAGACAGGGUAUCCGAUUCCCUGUUAAAGCCACUUCAAAGAAUGAUAACUUGGGAAUCGGUGCGAAACCCUCGAAAUCGAUAAGGGAUAAUGCAGACAGCGUUUCAGACCCAAAUCCCAAGAGACCGCGACUGCUCACAGCAAAGCAAAUGCAGCGCCUCGAGAAGGCCGAACGAGCCGCCAGGCAGGAUCUGCACGACUAUCUCCGACACUAA
This is a messenger RNA of Orbilia oligospora ATCC 24927, 972 nucleotides long. RefSeq lists its product as uncharacterized. The transcript has a single exon. The record is from RefSeq and is a predicted model, not a curated record. The coding region runs from base 1 to 972 and encodes 323 amino acids. Gene Ontology annotation, molecular function: nucleic acid binding. NCBI's taxonomy places the organism in Eukaryota, Fungi, Ascomycota, Orbiliomycetes, Orbiliales, Orbiliaceae.